UUCAAUUCUUACUCUCUUACUUCAUAGUCUUCUUCAGACACAAAAUUUGUGAAUUUCCCCCAAAAAUAAGAAGAAAAAAGGGAAAAAAAUCUCCAUUAAUGGUUUUUUUCUACGGAUGAUUAAUUGAAUUAGUGCAUUUUUUCUGUCAUCAAUGGCGGUUCCCGUCGAAGAAGCUAUUGCUGCUCUCUCCACAUUCUCAUUAGAGGAUGAUCAACCGGAAGUUCAAGGCCCAGGGUUUUGGGUUUCUACUGAAAGAGCUGCAACUACUAGUCCAGUUGAAUAUAGUGAUGUUGCCGCUUAUCGUCUCUCUUUGUCAGAAGACACAAAAGCUAUUAAUCAGCUGAAUGUGUUAAUACAAGAAGGAAAGGAAAUGGGAUCAGUGCUUUAUACUUACCGGAGUUGCGUUAAAGCACUUCCUCAGCUUCCAGAUUCUAUGAAGCAAAGCCAGGCUGAAUUGUAUUUAGAAACUUAUCAAGUUCUUGAUUUGGAAAUGAGCCGUCUACGUGAAAUUCAACGGUGGCAAGCGUCAGCUUCCUCUAAGCUAGCUGCCGAUAUGCAACGAUUUUCUAGGCCUGAGAGGCGUAUCAAUGGCCCUACCAUAACCCAUCUUUGGUCUAUGUUAAAAUUACUUGAUGUUUUGGUCCAAAUCGAUCAUCUUAAAAAUGCAAAGGCAAGCAUUCCCAAUGAUUUUUCUUGGUAUAAGAGGACAUUUACUCAAGUGAGUGUACAGUGGCAAGAAACUGACACUAUGAGGGAAGAAUUAGAUGAUUUACAGAUCUUCUUGAGCACGAGGUGGGCAAUACUGCUCAACUUGCAUGUUGAAAUGUUUCGUGUAAACAAUGUUGAAGACAUUCUGCAGGUUCUCAUAGUUUUUGCUGUUGAGUCACUGGAGUUGGAUUUUGCCCUUCUGUUCCCUGAGCGGCACAUUCUUCUUCGUGUACUUCCUGUUCUUGUUGUCUUAGCUGCAUCAUCAGAGAAAGAUAGUGAGUCACUGUAUAAGAGGGUGAAGAUCAACAGAUUGAUAAGUAUAUUCAAGAAUGAUCCGGUUAUCCCUGCAUUUCCGGACCUUCAUCUUUCUCCGGCAGCAAUUCUAAAAGAGUUGUCAGUGUACUUCCCUAAAUUUUCAUCUCAAACUCGUCUUCUCACUCUUCCAGCAACUCAUGAGCUGCCACCACGCGAGACACAAGAUUAUCAGCGACACUAUCUCAUCGUCAACCACAUUGGGGCCAUACGUGCUGAGCACGAUGACUUCUCUAUACGUUUUGCUUCAUCUAUGAAUCAGCUUGUGUUACUGAGAUCAAUAGAUAGUGCAGAUAUUGAGUGGGUGAAGGAAGUAAAAGGAAAUGUUUAUGAUAUGGUUGUUGAAGGUUUUCAACUCGUUAGUAGAUGGACUUCACGCAUUUGGGAACAAUGUGCAUGGAAAUUUUCUCGUCCAUGCAAGGAUCCAGUUCUGACAGAGUCUAAUGGGACACCAACAUCAUUUUCUGACUAUGAAAAGGUGGUACGAUAUAAUUAUAGUGCUGAGGAAAGGAAAGCUUUAGUUGAACUUGUGAGCUACAUCAAAAGCAUUGGGUCAAUGUUGCAGAAGGUUGAUACAUUGGUGGCUGAUGCAUUAUGGGAGACUAUCCAUGCAGAGGUCCAAGACUUCGUUCAAAACACGCUGGCUACUAUGUUACGCACCACCUUUCGGAAGAAAAAGGAUCUUUCCAGGAUACUCUCUGACAUGCGGACGCUUUCAGCUGACUGGAUGGCAAAUACAAGUAAACCCGAGUCAGAUUUACAAUCAUUUCCCCAUGCAGGUGAAGAAAGCAAAGUGAACUUCUUCUAUCCAAGGCCUGUAGCACCAACAGCUGCACAGGUUCAUUGCUUGCAGUUUCUAAUAUAUGAGGUGGUAUCGGGUGGAAAUAUGAGGAAACCAGGUGGUCUAUUUGGGAAUACUGGUUCUGAAAUUCCUGUUAAUGACUUGAAACAGCUAGAAACGUUCUUCUACAAGCUUGGAUUUUUCCUGCAUGUAAUCGAUUAUACAGCAACAGUUGCCACAAUCACAGAUCUUGGUUUCUUAUGGUUUAGGGAAUUUUAUGUGGAAUCUUCUCGUGUUAUUCAGUUUCCAAUCGAAUGCUCUCUUCCUUGGAUGCUUGUGGAUCAUGUUAUGGAGUCUCAAACCAUGGGUCUUCUUGAGAGUAUCUUAAUGCCAUUUGACAUCUAUAAUGAUGCUGCCCAUCAAGCUUUGGUUGUCCUCAAGCAGCGUUUCCUCUAUGAUGAAAUUGAAGCGGAGGUGGACAAUUGCUUUGAUAUAUUUGUUUCAAAGUUGUGUGACUCUAUUUUUACUUACUAUAAGAGCUGGGCAGCUAGUGAAUUACUUGAUCCUUCUUUCCUCUUUGCACUGGAUAUUGGUGAAAAGUUUUCACUCCAACCAAUGAGAUAUACUGCGCUUCUGAAAAUGACUAGAGUGAAGUUGCUUGGACGGACAAUUGACCUGAGAAGCUUGAUUGCUGCAAGAAUGAACAAAGUAUUCAGAGACAACAUUGAAUUUUUAUUUGACCGCUUUGAGUCUCAGGAUUUAUGUGCUAUUGUUGAAUUGGAAAAACUUCUCAGCGUCUUACAACUUGCUCAUGAAUUACUGUCAAAAGAUCUUACAAUAGAUUCAUUUAAUCUUAUGCUCAAUGAAAUGCAAGAGAAUGUGUCCCUCGUUUCCUACUCCAGUCGGCUUGCUUCUCAGAUAUGGACAGAGAUGCAAAAUGACUUCCUGCCAAACUUCAUCCUAUGCAACACAACUCAGCGUUUUGUUCGAUCAUCAAGAGUUCCUAUUGUUCCCGUUCAGAAGCCAUCGGUCCCCUAUGCAAAGCCUAAUUUCUACUGUGGUACUCAGGAUCUGAAUUCAGCAUACCAGAGUUUUGCUCGAUUACAUAGUGGAUUUUUUGGGAUACCUCACAUGUACUCCAUUGUUAGGCUACUGGGUUCUAGGUCACUGCCUUGGCUUAUCCGAGCUCUAUUAGAUCAUUUAUCAAAUAAGGUACAUGUUACCUGACAUAUAGCUAAAUUAUAGUUCUU
Molecule: messenger RNA, 3051 nt
Organism: Coffea arabica (coffee)
Lineage: Eukaryota; Viridiplantae; Streptophyta; Magnoliopsida; Gentianales; Rubiaceae
Source: RefSeq, a predicted model, not a curated record